AUGUGCCUUGCGAGCGGGGUGUUGGAGGGAGAAGACAUGCAUCCUGGCUUUUGGCGUCGGCCCACCCGGUCGAAUGAGGAUAUUAGCUGCAUCGGCUGCAACACCUUGCAGAAACUCGCAUUGACAAGCGCCGCUGGCCAAGGGUCAGGUCUGGUCAUGUCAGGUCAGCCUUGGUUGUUGCCCUGGUCCAUGGUCAGUUCACUUGAUACUCUAUUUUCUUGGCUUGUGAAGCUGUUCAGAAGAUUGAAUUUGAGCUCAGACCACGAUGAGCCAACGACUUUAGAAGAUGGCGUUGGCUGUGGUCUUGGCUAUAACGCCUGGUGA
Messenger RNA from Pochonia chlamydosporia 170, 324 nucleotides. RefSeq lists its product as hypothetical. The transcript has a single exon. The coding region runs from base 1 to 324 and encodes 107 amino acids. The record is from RefSeq and is a predicted model, not a curated record. NCBI's taxonomy places the organism in Eukaryota, Fungi, Ascomycota, Sordariomycetes, Hypocreales, Clavicipitaceae.